GCGGGCGCGGGGACCAUGGAGCCGCCGUCGCCGGCCGCCCCCCCGGGCCGGGGCCGCAAGAAGCGGGAGCCCGAGCCGCCCCCGAUUCCUCUUUUUGGAGCCAAGUCUUUGGGCAGAAGAAGCCCAGAUGGGCCUGCGCUGAGCAAAGCUGAAUUUGUUGAGAAAGUUCGUCAGAGCAACCAAGCCUGUCAUGAUGGAGAUUUCAACACAGCCAUUGUUCUGUAUAAUGAGGCACUCGCAGUGGACCCCCAGAACUGUAUCCUGUAUAGUAAUCGGUCUGCAGCUUACCUGAAAAUCCAGGAGUAUCAUAAGGCCCUGGACGAUGCGAUCAAAGCCCGACUCCUGAAUCCCAAAUGGCCAAAGGCAUACUUCCGACAGGGUGUUGCCCUCCAGUAUCUUGGACGCCAUGCAGAUGCUCUGGCAGCCUUUGCAUCAGGCUUGGCCCAGGAUCCCAAGAGUCUGCAGCUUUUGGUUGGGAUGGUGGAAGCCGCCAUGAAAUCUCCCAUGCGAGAGUCUCUGGAGCCCACAUACCAGCAACUUCAGAAGAUGAAACUGGACAAGAGCCCUUUUGUGGUGGUGUCUGUGGUUGGCCAGGAGCUGCUGACAGCCGGCCAUCACGGUGCCUCUGUGGUGGUCUUGGAGGCCGCACUGAAGAUCGGCACCUGCAGCCUGAAGCUCAGGGGUUCAGUUUUCUCUGCCUUGAGCAGCGCCUACUGGUCCCUGGGAAACACAGAGAAAAGCACCGGCUAUAUGCAACAGGACCUGGAUGUAGCCAAGACCUUAGGUGACCAGACGGGGGAAUGCCGAGCUCAUGGGAAUCUGGGCUCCGCAUUCUUCUCCAAAGGAAAUUACCGAGAGGCUCUCACGAAUCACAGACAUCAGCUGGUGCUGGCCAUGAAGCUCAAGGACCGUGAGGCCGCCUCUUCAGCCCUGAGCAGCCUGGGUCAUGUCUACACGGCCAUCGGAGACUACCCCAACGCCUUGGCUAGCCACAAGCAGUGCGUUCUUUUGGCCAAGCAGUCCAAAGAUGAACUUUCUGAAGCCAGAGAGCUGGGCAACAUGGGAGCUGUGUACAUCGCCAUGGGGGACUUUGAGAAUGCCGUGCAGUGUCACGAGCGGCACCUGAAAAUAGCCAAGGACCUGGGCAACAAGCGGGAGGAGGCCCGUGCCUACAGCAACCUGGGCAGCGCCUACCACUACCGGAGGAACUUCGACAAGGCCAUGUCCUACCAUAACUACGUGCUGGAGCUGGCCCAGGAGCUCUUGGAGAAGGCCAUCGAGAUGCGCGCCUAUGCUGGCUUGGGGCAUGCAGCCAGAUGCAUGCAAGACCUGGAGAGGGCCAAGCAGUACCAUGAACAGCAGCUGGACAUUGCUGAGAACCUCAAGGACCGGGCCGCUGAAGGGCGGGCUUCCUCCAAUCUGGGCAUAAUCCACCAGAUGAAAGGCGACUAUGACACGGCCCUGAAGCUCCACAAAACGCACCUGUCCAUUGCCCAGGAGCUAAAUGACUACGCCGCCCAGGGCCGGGCCUACGGCAACAUGGGCAACGCCUACAACGCCCUGGGCCUGUACGACCAGGCCGUCAAAUACCACCGGCAGGAGCUGCAGAUCUCCAUGGAGGUGAAUGACCGAGCCUCCCAGGCCUCCACCCACGGGAACCUGGCCGUGGCCUACCAGGCCUUGGGGGCCCAUGACCGCGCCCUCCAGCACUACCAGAACCACCUGAACAUCGCCAGGGAGCUCCGGGACAUCCAGAGCGAGGCCCGCGCCCUCAGCAACCUGGGCAACUUCCACUGCUCGCGUGGCGAGUACGCGCAGGCCGCCCCUUACUACGAGCAGUACCUGCGGCUCUCGCCCGAGCUGCAGGACAUGGAAGGGGAGGGCAAGGUUUGCCACAACCUUGGCUAUGCCCAUUACUGCCUGGGCAACUACGAGGAGGCGGUCAAGUACUACGAGCAGGACCUGGCCUUGGCCAAAGACCUGCACGACAAGCUGAGCCAAGCCAAGGCCUACUGUAACCUGGGCCUGGCCUUCAAGGCCUUGCGGAACCUCGGCAAGGCCGAGGAGUGUCAGAAGUACCUGCUGUCCCUGGCCCAGUCUUUGAACAACCCCCAGGCUAAAUUCCGAGCCCUGGGGAACCUGGGGGACAUUUUUAUCUGUAAAAAAGAUACCCAUGGUGCAAUCAAAUUCUAUGAGCAGCAGCUGAGCUUGGCCCACCAGGUGAAGGACCGGCGGCUGGAGGCCGGCGCCUACGCGGCCCUGGGCACAGCCUACCGGCUGGUGCAGAAAUACGACAAGGCCCUGGGCUACCACACGCAGGAGCUGGAGGUGUACCAGGAGCUGAGCGACCUGCCGGGUGAGGGCAGAGCGCACGGCCACCUGGCGGCCGUCUACAUGGCACUGGGCAAGUACACCAUGGCCUUCAAGUGCUAUGAGGAGCAGCUGGAGCUGGGCCAGAAGCUGAAGGACCCUGGCGUCGAGGCCCAGGUCUACGGCAACAUGGGCAUCACCAAGAUGAACAUGAAUGUCAUGGAGGAAGCCAUCGGGUACUUUGAGCAGCAGCUGGCCAUGCUGCAGCAGCUUGGUGGGAACGAGGCCGUGCUGGACCGGGGCCGGGCCUACGGCAACCUGGGCGAUUGCUACGAGGCCCUAGGGGACUUUGAGGAAGCCAUCAAGUAUUACGAGCAGUACUUGUCUGUGGCCCAGAGUCUGAAUCGCAUGCAGGACCAGGCCAAGGCUUACCGAGGCCUCGGAAACGGGCACAGGGCCAUGGGGAGUUUGCAGCAAGCGCUCGUGUGCUUUGAGAAGAGGCUGGUGGUGGCCCAUGAGCUCGGGGAGGCCUGCAACAAAGCCCAGGCCUACGGCGAGCUGGGGAGCCUGCACAGCCAGCUGGGAAACUAUGAGCAGGCCAUCUCGUGCCUAGAGCGCCAGCUCAGCCUGGCCAGGGAGAUGAAGGACCGCACCCUGGAGAGCGACGCCGCCUGCGGCCUGGGCGGCGUCUACCAGCAGAUGGGCGAGUAUGACACGGCCCUGCAGUACCACCAGCUGGACCUGCAGAUCGCGGAGGAGACCAACAACCCCACGGGCCAGGGCCGUGCCUACGGCAACCUGGGCCUGACCUACGAGUCCCUGGGCACCUUCGAGAGGGCCGUGGUUUACCAGGAGCAGCACCUCAGCAUCGCCGCCCAGAUGAACGACCUGGUAGCUAAGACCAUGUCCUACAGCAGCCUGGGCCGGACACACCACGCCCUGCAGAACUACUCGCAGGCUGUGAUGUACCUGCAGGAAGGUUUAAGGCUGGCAGAGCAGCUGGGGCGCAGAGAGGAUGAAGCCAAAAUUCGCCACGGUCUUGGCCUCUCCCUUUGGGCCAGCGGAAACCUGGAGGAGUCCCAGCACCAGCUCUACAGAGCAUCGGCCUUGUUUGAAACGAUCCGGCACGAGGUGCAGCUAAGCACCGACUACAAGCUGUCACUGUUUGACCUGCAGACGUCGUCGUACCAGGCCUUGCAGCGGGUGCUGGUCAGUCUAGGCCAUCAUGAUGAAGCCCUGGCCGUGGCAGAGAGGGGCCGGACCAGGGCGUUUGCCGAUCUUCUGGUGGAGCGCCAGACGGGCCAGCAGGACUCUGACCCUUACUCACCAGUGACCAUUGAGCAGAUCUUGGAGGUGGUGAAUGGCCAACGGGGGCUAGUCCUCUACUACUCCCUGGCUGCAGGCUACCUGUACAGCUGGCUGCUGGCCCCUGGGGCAGGAAUUCUCAAGUUUCACGAAUAUUAUCUGGGUGACAACAUGGCAGAAAACUCAAGUGACUUCCAGGAAACGAGCAGCAUGAUUCUCCAGACAGUCACCAGCUCUGCCCUGGAGCAGUACAUCACCAGCGUUCGGGAGGCCUUGGGAGUGGAUUCCUACUAUACCAGAGCCUGUGCAAGCAGUGAGACGGAGAGUGAGGCCGGGGACAUCAUGGACCAGCAGUUUGAGGAGAUGAACAGCAAGUUUGCCUCCGUCUCGGACCCCACCGGCUUCCUGAGGAUGGUCAGCCGGAAUCACCUCUUUAAUCGGAGUUGUCACAGUGUGACCAGUUUGUUCAGUAACACCGUGUCGCCCAUUAAGGAUGGAACAUCCUCUCUUCCCAGAAGGCCCAACUCCCUCACCAAGCCCCCGCUCCGGGCUCUAUACGACCUGCUCAUAGCACCUAUGGAAGGGGGCCUGAUGCACUCCAGUGGACCCGUAGGGCGCCAUCGGCAGCUGGUGCUGGUGCUGGAGGGCGAGCUGUACCUCAUUCCUUUCGCCCUCCUGAAGGGAAGCUCUUCCAACGAGUAUCUGUACGAGCGCUUCACCCUCAUCGCGGUGCCCUCCAUUAGGGCCCUAAGCCCCAACUCCAAGUCUCACCUGAGAAAAAACGCGCCCCCCUACUCCAGCUCCACCUCGAUGGCGGCCGUCAUUGGGAAUCCCAAGCUCCCUUCGGCGGUCAUGGACCGGUGGCUGUGGGGGCCGGUCCCUUCUGCGGAAGAAGAAGCUUACAUGGUGUCGGAGCUGCUCGGCUGCCAGCCUUUGGUGGGCCAAGUGGCCACCAAGGAGAGGGUCAUGAGCGCCCUGAGCCAGGCCGAGUGUGUUCACUUUGCCACCCACAUCUCCUGGAAACUGUCGGCCCUGGUCCUCACGCCCAACGCCGACAGCACCCCCGGGGGCAGCAGGAGCUCCUUCGGGAACCCCUACACGAUUCCCGAGUCCCUGCGGAUGCAGGACGACGCGAGCGAUGCAGAGAGCAUCUCCGACUGCCCGCCCCUGCAGGAGUUCCUGCUCACGGCGGCCGACAUCCUGGACCUGCGGCUGCCGGGGAAGCUCGUGGUUCUGGGCUCCUAUCAGGAGUCCAACAGCAGAGUCACGGCGGACGGGGUCAUUGGCCUGACCCGAGCCUUCCUGGCCGCGGGGGCCCAGUGCGUGCUGGUGUCGCUGUGGCCCGUGCCAGUGGCCGCUUCCAAGAUGCUGAUCCACGCCUUCUAUUCCUCCCUGCUGAACGGGCUGAGGGCCAGCGCGGCCCUGGGCGAGGCCAUGAAAGGGGUGCAGAGCAGCAAGCAGUUCUCUCACCCGUCCAACUGGGCAGGUUUCCUGCUCAUCGGCAGUGACGUGAAGCUGAACAGCCCUUCGUCUCUCAUCGGCCAGGCCCUGACAGAGAUUCUCCAGCACCCAGAGAGGGCCCGAGAUGCCCUACGGGUGUUACUCCAUCUGGUGGAGAAGUCUCUGCAGCGGAUUCAGAACGGGCAGCGCAACUCCAUGUACACCUCCCAGCAGAGCGUGGAGAACAAGGUGGGCGGCAUCCCCGGCUGGCAAGCGCUCCUCACUGCUGUGGGCUUCAGGCUAGACCCUCCGGCCAGCGGGCUGCCCGCAGCUGUCUUCUUUCCAACUUCAGACCCUGGCGAGCGGCUUCAGCAGUGCAGCACCACCAUCCAGUCCCUGCUGGGUUUGCCGGCCCCUGCGCUCCAGGCACUGUGUAAGCUCAUCACUACCUCGGAAGCCGGAGAACAACUCAUUAGCCGGGCUGUUAAAAAUAUGGUUGGAAUGCUCCACCAGGUGUUGGUCCAGCUCCAAGCAGGAGAGAAGGAACAGGACUUUGCCUCGGCUCCAAUCCAGGUCUCCAUCAGUGUCCAGCUCUGGCGGCUCCCGGGCUGUCACGAGUUCCUGGCAGCCUUAGGUUUUGACCUCUGUGAAGUUGGCCAGGAAGAGGUAAUUCUGAAAACUGGCAAACAAGCAAAUCGUCGAACCAUCCACUUUGCUCUCCAGUCUUUGCUGUCUCUCUUUGAUUCCACAGAGCUCCCCAAGCGCCUUAGCCUGGACAGCUCAUCGUCGCUGGAGUCUCUAGCAUCUGCUCAGUCCAUCUCCAACCAGGCUCCCUUGGGGUAUCCAAACCCUCCGUUUUCCCCAACGUGCCCAGAGAGUGUUGCAUCGGAUGCCAUUUCUGUGUACAGUCUGAGCUCCAUCGCCUCUUCCAUGAGUUUUGUUUCCAAGCCUGAGGGUACAUUGGAAGGCGUGGGGUCCCGAGGUCGCCAGGACGGGGACAAGGCCAAGCAGCCCUACUCCCAGCGGCCUUCCGCCCCGAGAAGCCAGCUGUCUCCGCAGACCAGCGCUCCAGCCAGCAAAGAGGAAGAAGAAUACGAAGGAUUUUCCAUCAUCAGCAAUGAGCCUUUGGCCACUUACCAAGAAAACGUAAAAAUGCGAUUUUCGCCAGACCCCAAGCCGUCCCAAGUUGGGACUCCUGGGGGCAUUAAAAUGUCCGUCAGCUCCAAGGGGAGCGUGAGCACCCCCAAUUCUCCUGUGAAAAUGACGCUCAUUCCCAGUCCAAAUUCGCCUUUCCAAAAAGUUGGCAAACUGGCGAGCUCCGAUACCGGGGAGUCUGACCAAUCUAGCACUGAGACCGACAGCACCGUUAAAUCCCAGGAAGAAAACCCCCCCAACCUCGACCCACAGGAGCUGGCCCAGAAAAUCCUGGAGGAGACCCAGAGCCACCUCCUUGCCGUGGAGCGCCUCCAGCGGAGCGGCAGCCAGCUAGCCCCCAGUGCCCAUCCGGAGGAUGGGGCUGCCACCCCGAACAACGGCCCGUGCGCGUUCAGAGCUUCGGAGACGAGCGCGUUCAGCCGGCCCCUCAUCUCCAGCCAGAAGAGCCAGAGGUCGUCCCCGGUGACCGGGAGACCCAAGCCACCCACGAGGAGCUCGUCCCUCCAGAAGGUGAGCUCCGGCUACAACAGCCCGGCCACUUCGGAAACGUCCACCAAGGAAGGUGCCAGUCAGCACAGCGGCCGGCCCUCCCCGAGCACGGACUCCCCCAGCUCGCUAACGGACCAGCCUCACUUUAAGUUAAAGUACCCCAGCUCUCCCUACAGCUCCCACAUUUCAAAGUCCCCGAGGAACAUCUCUCCGAGCUCAGGGCAUCACUCGCCGGCGGGCAGUGCCCCGUCUCCGGCUCUGUCUUACUCCUCCGCAGGCUCGGCCCGCUCCAGCCCGGCCGAUGCCCCCGAUCUCGACAAGCUGAAGAUGUCGGCCAUUGACGAGAAGGUGCAAGCGAUCCACAACCUGAAGAUGUUCUGGCAGAGCACCCCGCAGCCUCCCCCGGGUCCCGUGAAGAUCUUCCGCGGGGCCCCAGGAACCAUGACGUCCAAAAGGGACGUGCUGAAUCUGCUCAAUUUAUCCCCCCGCCACAGCAAAAAGGAGGAGAGCGUGGACAAGCUGGAACUGAAGGAGCUGUCUCUACAGCCGCACUCGGCGUCUCCACCGCCAAACCCUCCCAAUGGACACAGACGCUCGGACACCAGCACUCUGCCCCCCUCCCCCGUGCAGUCCAGCACCCCUCCAGCGCCCAUGCGCCCCCUGAGACUGCCCUCGGGCAAUGGCUACAAGUUCCUCUCUCCCGGGAGGUUUUUCCCUUCCUCCAAAUGUUAAAGAGUCUUUUCUACCAGACAACUCCAGUUCCGGUCCUGUGGAGGGCCUCGGUUCGCUUCCACCUACUUGCCUUGUUCCAGGGGAAGACCAGCCAGUUUGGCUAAAGACGUCAUCAGCUCGGAUGGCGCUGCCGCCGGGCGACCCGCCCGAUCCCCUCAUCCAGCCAAAGCCAGGAUGGACUUGGAGGCCCAUGGAGGGGAUCUUAGGGAAGUCUCCAUCCCCUUCACCAAAUGUUAACCUUUGAACUUGCCGAUUCUCAUCCUUGGUAUGAUUCUGCGGGAGGAUUUUUAUACAGAAAUUGUUCAUGCUCUGGGGUGGGAGGGGAGAGGAAGGGGAGCCCCUAUUUUGCUAAGAGGUAUAUAUAUGCCAUUCUUUUUGUACACAAAUACAGAGAGAUUUUUUUUAAGGCCUCCAGGUGCUGGCUGAAGUGGUAUAUAUACAUUUUUUUCUUAGUCAAAGCCUACAUGAAAGUGUUCUAUUAGCCAAAAAAUAGAAUUAUCGUAAGAAGAUGCCAAUGAUUUGUAAUUAAAUUAUAGAAGUUUGGGUCUCAUAGCCUUGUAAGUUCACAGCAACAAUGCAAUAAUUCAGGUUAAAACUGUGCUUUCACUCUGAACUUUUGUCAGUUACUAACUAUCCCUCAAAACGUCCCUUUGGGCCCCAUUGUCAGCCAAACUUGAAUUUUCUCAAAAUUCAAGAAUCAACCUUAUCCAGGCAUUUUAGAGCUAUGCAAAUAUGAUGAAAAUGCAACUUUUAUGCUUUUCAAAUAUUUGGGGCCUUUUUUGUACUUGGUAACUAGAAACAACUUGGUUUUAUUAGUAGUAAUGAUAACACUUUACAUUUAUACAACACUGUUGUUUUUUAAAGCUCAAAAAGUUUUCUAAAACAUGUCUAAAAUUUCUGAAUACUCAUCAACAAGUAGUAGCCAAGUUUGAAAGAAAAGUGGUUUGAAUCCCUCCAUUUUGUUAGAAGCAAAAGAAAGUUGUUUGGCUCAGUAGGUGUACCCAGAGGAGUGUGGCAUUCUGGGCCCUCCAGGACUCUUGCAUACCCCCUUCCUCCCUGGCCACUUUAAGGCCUCUUCCUUCUAACUCCAAGCCGCCCAGAUUCCAUGCCACCUGUCCAUUGACAGGUUCACGUGUAGACUGGGCUGCCAUGGAAGGCUCUUGUCUCACUCUUUCCCAGGAGAGGUCCCUUGCCACAUGCACAGGGCACUCAUCAGUUUGAAUACCCAUGAGAUGGCACAUCCAUCAGAAUGUAACAGGAAGGAGGAGCAGGAGGGAGAGAUGAGACAAGGCCUUUCUGUAGCUAAGGACGCCGAGCUCCUGGGUCACCAUUGAAGGAGAGAAGAGGUGCCCUACUGAAGGGGAGAUUAGCUAUAGCUUGUACACAUUAGUCGAGAAGAGAAAUGCCCUCAGAUCACCAUGUCAAUGGAGUGUUGAGUUGGAGAAUUUAAAUAUGUGAACCAGUUCAAAUCCCACCAUUGUCAUUCUCUGUGGGCCUUACACAAAAUGUCAGAUGCCAUCACCCCUGACAUAGGCAGAGACCCUUGUGCUAGUUGGAUGGGGGACUCAAGUUGAGAUGGCUGGAUACUUCUCGCACUAAAUCACUUUAUGCCCAUAAACAAGCCACUUAGCCUGACUGUGCCUCAUUUUCUCCAUUGGCCAUAUGGAUGGAAUAAUAUUGGCCUGAUUCAUAUUUUUCACUUUAGGAAGUCUUCAGAAGAAAUGUGUCAGAGAAGUACAAGGUAGAGAGCUAAUCAUUUUAAAUUCUCCUCCUGAACACAAUCCAUGUAAGGUCUUUUUUUGCAUUUAAAAUCAGUGUAGCCAUGUCAAUGAAUGCAAACUCUCCAUCCCCAAAGAUGAAGGCACACGUUUUGGAAGGACUCCAGCAACAGAUGAGGUUGGUGGGGAUGGUUUUCAGUGAUAAAGGAGCACCAGCCAGAGAUAAAAGCCAAAUUGGCAACACUGUGUAUUUGGCCAACAAAAUGAGAUCUAACACACCAGAAAUUAGCCUGGAAGUCAAAAGAGAGAUUGCCGUGUGGGCAUUUUGUCAUAUGGCUGAUUCCCUCACAGUCCUCUUUUUGCCUACUCUUCCCUAAGCCAUGGACCGAGCACCAAAAUAAGGAAUGGUCAUUGCCCCUCCUUGUACAAAAUCUCUCAUCUGAGAAGGGACAGGCCGACUGGGUGAACUCCCAUGACUGCUGCAACUGUUUCCAAUGGAAAUAAAUCCUUGUGAUAACCUAGCCAGCUAAGAGCACUGUUUUUAAGCAUCAUAGCUUAUUUUUGAGGGCAUCGUCUUGGGCGACAGCCCCAUUCGUGUGGACCAGUUUCCUUUUGAGUAGCCGAAAUGGUAUAUGCAACUUUUUGCCCCCGAUGAAAACGUCAGAUGUGAAAUUCAAAGUUGUGAAAGAAGAAUGGGAACAUUUUCAGAUAAUGCCAUAGAAUUGGGGCUACUUGUCUCCCUUCCCAGAAAUUUUGCACUGGUAAAAAUAAGUAAAAAGUUACAAAAUACAGUUGAGUUGCUAAUAUAAAGUAAACUUGGGAUGAAGUAUGCAAUUUAGACAGCGAGAAGAUUUGGCAUUGACAAAGAUGGUUGUGUGUAAAUGAUGAAAGUGAACUCUAUCAGAAUGAUGCAUCAAGUCACAUUUGGGAGUUGGAUUUCCAUUGAUAAUGUGUGACAUUGUCAGACUGUGUACAUGAUUGACCGGCAUUAAUAUGAAUUCUGAACCUACGUUCCCCACGCGGACAGCAGUCCCCUUGCCCCCCCCCUUCCUUGGGGGGAGCAAGUUGAGUGCCACGCGUGACAGGUACCAGAUUUGGGGGGCCAAAUUCACAGAAUUUUAUCUUCCAUUUUGUGGAUCAAGGCAUUGGGAUGGGUUUUUUUGUUUGUUUAAAGCCAGAAAGGUGAAAUGCCCUGCCUGAAAUAUGCUUAUGCCAAUUGCAGUGUCACUGAAUAUAAUAAACAAUGCAGGUCGGCUCCUCCCAGUGACCUUAGCCCAGAGACAAAACAGAGACAGUAAGACUAUUGUCCUUGCUGUUCCACCUUUUGUUUUUUUACAUAUAUCCUGAUUCUAACAAAUAAAGUACCUGGUUACUCUGGUGAUUUUUGAGCAGAGUGAAAACAGUAAGAAUCAGCCUCAAAAAAAUAAAAAUAAAACCCUCCUCAUUUGACCCAGACCAAUGUACCUCAGUGACAGAUUUCUCCCUUCGCCCCUUAAUUUAAUAAAUAGCACACAAUGAAGAUUGUCAGGGUAAAACCAUGGCCCAGGUGCCUCCCCCUAUGAACAGAGACGGAAUCGUCGCUCGUUGUGGGUGGGCCUGCUCUGUCUCCUGUCCGUCUUCCUGUCUAUCCUGUCUAUACAAAGCCCACAGAGAGAACUGUUUCCAGUUCAGGUUGGAGUAAUCAGCAGGAAUGUUUUUCGUAAGUAGGAGAAAUGUGGAAGUGGAAUCCCAUUCAUACCACACUUUGCUGUUUUGUCAAAAGAGACUGUACAUGUGGUUUGUGAACUGAGCCCUUGUUUCUGCCAGAUCCUUCAAAGAUGUUAAACUCAAGGAUGAUCACUGGCCGACCGUAUCCCUUCUCCAGACGUGUCCCCCAGGUAACACCCCUCCUUGUAUGCAGUGUUAGCCAUGUUUGGCCUGCGCGGACUUUUUUUUUUGUAAAUUACACUCUGUGUUUCCAGACAGCAUUAAACUUUUUAUAUUAUGAAAUUUACCAUGUAAAAAGAAUUUCAUAUUUUUAUUGAAAUUGCUAAGGCAUUUGGCCUUCUCCCUUUGUGAUUCCAGUG
Molecule: messenger RNA, 11215 nt
Organism: Dromiciops gliroides (monito del monte)
Lineage: Eukaryota; Metazoa; Chordata; Mammalia; Microbiotheria; Microbiotheriidae
Gene: TTC28
Product: tetratricopeptide repeat domain 28
Exons: 23
Coding region: 16-7431 (2471 amino acids)
Molecular function (GO): protein binding
Source: RefSeq, a predicted model, not a curated record